Molecule: messenger RNA, 2067 nt
Organism: Pseudogymnoascus destructans
Lineage: Eukaryota; Fungi; Ascomycota; Leotiomycetes; Thelebolales; Thelebolaceae
Exons: 2
Coding region: 261-1586 (441 amino acids)
Source: RefSeq, a predicted model, not a curated record
AAAUAUCAAGCAUCCAAUAACUAUCUUUCCUGAAUCCUGUGGCCGUUACUUAUGUGAAGGAUUCCCACGCCGUCUUACAGCGGGGCUAGGCUCCUACCACAACAUCUCUCAUGAUUGAGGCUGAUAAAAGCCCAGUCAACUUAUAACCACCACACCCAACCCAGUUACUACCAUAUAUCACAUCCAGCACCGUUACUUUAUCACAUCUAGCCUAGUCACCCAUAAUCACCACAUCCAACACAGUCACUCCAAAAGACAAGAUGGGUUCUCAUCAAACACCACCAUCCCUCACGCCCUCAGGCUUAAAACAACCAUCCCUCGCCUCCCUCCGCUUCAACGGCUCCUCCUACCCCCUCGUCCCCACCAGCGUCCGUCCCCGCUGCGGCAUCGAACCCCGCGCCGCCUACCUCGCCACCCCUGAAACGUCCCCCGCCCCCAUAAUCAGCGCGUCCUCCUUCGUCCCCCACUCCCUAAUCACGCACCUCAUGCGCCGCAAAAACGACAGCGCGCUGGCCAUCAAGUUCGCUCCCAGCCGGAAGGGUGUAAUCACUAAUAUGGAGGGGGUGCUGCAUACCUUCGUCACGCCCCUCGUUGGCGCGCUCAUGCAUGGGGAUUAUCGUUACACGGGCGGCCAUUACGUGGAGGGUUUCCCGCUGCUGGAUGGUAGGUUGCAGGCGAGGAGGGUGGUGGUUAGUGCGGCGGUGCAGAUGGAUUUUGAGUUUAACAGCGUGAUGAUGGAGGCGUGUCGGGUGGAGGUUAGGGAGGUAGUGGGGAGGGAGUUGGGACCCGAUUGGAGGAUUUCAGGGGAUCAGGAGAAGUGGGAGGGGAGGGGGAUGGAGGAGUACGAGGAUGGGUUGAAGAGUCAUUUGGUUGCGCAUCUGGUGGGUUCGCAGAGGCUGCCGCCUUUGAAGGCGGUGGUAGAGAAUGCACUCAGUGACGCGGCGACACUGAAUUUCCUCGAACGCCAUAUUCGAGACGGUUAUUCGUCGCCUGUGGAUUUCCAGAAUGUAUUUUCGGCACUUGGGGCAUCGAACAAGGUCGUCGUGUCGCUAGAGUUCCUCUAUAAUACGGCUGUGCACCAGCUCCGAAAUGAGUUAUCCGCCUUGGAAGUCGCCUGCCCCCAGGGGUACAUAUACACCUCUGACCCGCCAUCUAUCUUUGUUCAGGCCAUUGGGGGGGCCAAGAUUGCCAAUCGCCUCCAGUUCGCCGCGCUCAAGCACCUGGCAUCCGCGAGCAAGCCUGCGAGGUUUUCUCAGUCUGUCAAGUUUGCUAAUAUGAAAGCCUUUGCGUUCAACGACUACUCUGAUGAUGGCGCGAUAGAGCUGCUGAGGGAGGCACUGGAGGUUCAGCGACACGUUAUUGUGUUGCCGAAGGCGAAGCUGUUCAGGGGGCCAAACGGUCGGUAUGAGCCUGGGGAGGGACUUGAGGAGGGGUUGCUAGUGGUACACAACAACAGUGAUGCCUUUGGGCAGAACAUCGAGACGGAGUCUGCAAUGGGGAGCUUGGAUGGGGCGAUUGGAGCGUCGACUAGCACGGCUGCGUCGUUGUUGAGGCACCGAAAGAACCUGCUGGACUGGAUUUGGUGAGACCGACAGUGUUACUUUAGUUUUUUAUAGAUUUUUCAUCGAGGGUCGUUGGGGAUUUGUUUUUAAGGUUGUGGUUUGUGGUGGCAGCAUCUAUCACUUGAUGCGUGCGGUUGAGACACGAGGAGGUGGUCUGGCCAAUGGAGGACCCUCGUUGACAUUUGGCUGGGCUUAGGGACUAGUUACUGUGCUUUUGCAUUCUCAUCACAGAGUCAUUUAAGUUGUGUUUAUUCGGUGAUGGAACUACCUCAUUCAUUUAGCAUGUAUAUCGUUUGAACAGGUUCCAUUUAUUUGUGUAGAGUGUUUGUAGGUAGGAUCGUAGGAUGGCGUGGCUGGUACGUAAGUUAGAUUCGUAGAUUCCUCCUACUGUACUCCGCACUAUCGAAUUCACCCCAUUCGUACGUAAGUUAUGUCUAACUUAUGUACAAAUUAUCACCAAAACUCCAAACCAAACUCCGACCUCUCGUACCUGUAUUACUGUUGC